CUGCCUUGCUGAGGGAGUGGACGGCGCUGACGGCUGGGAGGACGAAAGGAGAGCCAAGAAAGCUUUCGGGAAGCUGUAAAAAAGCAGGGAACGGCCCGGGUUUCCACCGUCCUUCGGGAAAUUAGCACCACAGUUUUCUGUAGCUGCUGAAUUUGUCACCGAACAGGCACCAGAAAAAAAAAAUGUCGACCAGUCGUCAGCUUAGCGAGAGCAGGGCCAUCCCGACCAGGACGGUGUUGAUCAACGACACAACGCAGCUACCUCAUGACUACUGUACCACCCCUGGAGGCACUUUAUUUUCCACCACUCCUGGAGGAACCCGGAUCAUUUACGACCGCAAGUUUCUGCUGGACAGGCGUAAUUCCCCCAUCGCUCAGACCCCUCCUGCACACCUGCCUGUCAUCCCUGGAGUGACCAGUCUACAUGUUCUGAAUGAGAACCAGAAGAACGAAGCCAACAACCACAUCAAAAACCAUGAGGGCAAGCCCGCUACAGCUGAAGACGCCCAGUUUGAAAUGGACAUCUAACCACCUGGAUCCGCACCAGCUUAAGAAAAUAACCUGGCACUGAAUAUGCCAGUGGCUUGGCUUGUAGUAACCAAUGUUGUGAGCCCUCAUGGCAGCCAUCUUUGUUAGCUCUUUGUCUCACUGCUGGGUGUAAUGUGUGUAAACCCAGUAUGAUUCAGUAUACCAUACAUUCACAUAAUUAGUGGCCGAGUCAGAAAAUUUGGUUUUGUCUGACUGAAAAAAAAAA
Molecule: messenger RNA, 753 nt
Organism: Cyprinodon variegatus (sheepshead minnow)
Lineage: Eukaryota; Metazoa; Chordata; Actinopteri; Cyprinodontiformes; Cyprinodontidae
Gene: eif4ebp2
Product: eukaryotic translation initiation factor 4E binding protein 2
Exons: 3
Coding region: 183-527 (114 amino acids)
Biological process (GO): negative regulation of translational initiation
Cellular component (GO): cytoplasm
Molecular function (GO): eukaryotic initiation factor 4E binding
Source: RefSeq, a predicted model, not a curated record